Messenger RNA from Cebus imitator (Panamanian white-faced capuchin), 6443 nucleotides. It is a transcript of the gene STEAP2, whose product is annotated as STEAP2 metalloreductase. Gene Ontology annotation, cellular component: plasma membrane; endosome. Gene Ontology annotation, molecular function: cupric reductase (NADH) activity; ferric-chelate reductase (NADPH) activity. Gene Ontology annotation, biological process: copper ion import. The transcript has 8 exons. Lineage: Eukaryota; Metazoa; Chordata; Mammalia; Primates; Cebidae. Bases 269 to 2143 code for a protein of 624 amino acids. The record is from RefSeq and is a predicted model, not a curated record.
AAGGCACUUUACUUGAAUCUGCAGAGAGAACAUUUACAGAAACCCAAAACCAAAGGUGCUCUAGGGAAUCCCCUGAAACAAUCAAAGCCACUGCGGCCCCAGAAGGUAAUGCCUUUCCCGGGAACACAGGUCUCGUGACUCCCAGCCUAACCUUCCUUCACGCCACACCAAAGUGUCGCGCGGCACCAGCUAGAGUGAAGGUCAAAGUCAACAGAAUAAUCUCUGCAGUUCGUGGUCUGUGAGGGUCCUUCUAUCCGAGGGAGUUUUCAUGAAAGGGCAUUUCGGAACAUUUAAUUCCAAGGACAAAGUCCAGUCAAAAGGCGUUCGGGGUAGGGUAAAGAGCUGCUUCAGAAAGAAUCUCCGGAAGACCACGGAGGAACCCCGCAGGGUAGCCAGGCAAAGGGCUGAUACUCGGCCGCUCGCGAAAGAGGGGCGCGCAAAGCAGCCGAGCCGUGCGUCUCGGGUAGGCGGGGAAGCAGCUGGAGCGCGACCGCCGCGGCAGCCACCCUGCAGCCACCAGUCGGAGGUGCAGUCCUUAGGCCCUGGCGCUCGGGUGGGCCCUUGGGGAGUCGGCGCCUCUCCCGGGGAGCUGCAAGUCUCGCCCCUGCCCAGCGCGGAGGGCGCUGGGGACGCGGAGGAUAUUCUUGGAGAUCUUGGAAGAGUCUGUAACAUGGAAUCAAUCUCUAUGAUGGGAAGCCCUAAGAGCCUUAGUGAAACUUUUUUACCUAAUGGCAUAAAUGGUAUCAAAGAUGCAAGGAAAGUCACUGUUGGUGUAAUUGGAAGUGGAGAUUUUGCCAAAUCCUUGACCAUUCGACUUAUUAGAUGUGGCUAUCAUGUGGUCAUAGGAAGUAGAAAUCCUAAGUUUGCUUCUGAAUUUUUUCCUCAUGUGGUAGAUGUCACCCAUCAUGAAGAUGCUCUCACAAAAACAAAUAUAAUAUUUGUUGCCAUACAUAGAGAACAUUAUACCUCCCUGUGGGACCUGAGACAUCUGCUUGUGGGUAAAAUCCUGAUUGAUGUGAGCAAUAACAUGAGGAUAAACCAGUACCCAGAAUCCAAUGCUGAAUAUUUGGCUUCAUUAUUCCCAGAUUCUUUGAUUGUCAAAGGAUUUAAUGUUAUCUCAGCCUGGGCACUUCAGUUAGGACCUAAGGAUGCCAGCCGGCAGGUUUACAUAUGCAGCAACAAUAUUCAAGCCCGACAACAGGUUAUUGAGCUUGCCCGCCAGUUGAAUUUCAUUCCCGUUGACUUGGGAUCCUUAUCAUCAGCCAGAGAGAUUGAAAAUUUACCCCUACAGCUCUUUACUCUCUGGAGAGGGCCAGUGGUAGUAGCUAUAAGCUUGGCUACAUUUUUCUUCCUUUAUUCCUUUGUCAGAGAUGUGAUUCAUCCAUAUGCCAGAAACCAACAGAGUGACUUUUACAAGAUUCCUAUUGAGAUUGUGAAUAAAACCUUACCUAUAGUUGCCAUUACUUUGCUCUCCCUGGUAUACCUAGCAGGUCUCCUGGCAGCUGCUUAUCAGCUUUAUUAUGGCACCAAGUAUAGGAGAUUUCCACCUUGGUUGGAAACGUGGUUACAGUGUAGAAAACAGCUUGGAUUACUAAGUUUUUUCUUCACUGUGGUCCAUGUUGCCUAUAGCCUCUGCUUACCGAUGAGAAGAUCAGAGAGAUACUUGUUUCUCAACAUGGCUUAUCAGCAGGUUCAUGCAAAUAUUGAAAACUCUUGGAAUGAGGAAGAAGUUUGGAGAAUUGAAAUGUAUAUCUCCUUUGGCAUAAUGAGCCUUGGCUUACUUUCCCUCCUGGCAGUCACUUCUAUCCCUUCAGUGAGCAAUGCUUUAAACUGGAGAGAAUUCAGUUUUAUUCAGUCUACACUUGGAUAUGUUGCUCUGCUCAUAAGUACUUUCCAUGUUUUAAUUUAUGGAUGGAAACGAGCUUUUGAAGAAGAGUACUACAGAUUUUAUACACCACCAAACUUUGUUCUGGCUCUUGUUUUGCCCUCAAUUGUAAUUCUGGGUAAGAUCAUUUUACUCCUUCCAUGCAUAAGCCAAAAGCUAAAACGAAUUAAAAAAGGCUGGGAAAAGAGCCAACUUCUGGAAGAAGGUAUUGGAGGAACAAUCCCUCAUCUCUCCCCGGAGAGGGUCACAGUAAUGUGAUGAUAAGUGGUGUUCACAGCUGCCAUAUAAAAUUCUACUCAUGCCAUUAUUUUUAUGACUUCUACAUUCAGUUACAAGUGUGCUGUCAAAUUAUCAUGGGUUGAAACUUGUUAAAUGAGAUUUCAGCUGAAUUAGUGAUAGAGUUUUCUUUACAAGUUAAUUUUCACAAAUGUCAUGGUUUACCAAUAUGAAUUUUUCUAGUCAACAUAUUAUUGUAAUUUAGGUAUGUUUUAUUUUGCACAACUGUAACCCUAUUGUUACUUUAUUUCAUAAUCAGGCAAAAAUAUUUGCAGUUAAUAAUAUAAUAUCAAAAACAAUUUGGAAACCAGCAGAAUUUUAAGCUUUUAAAAUAAUUCAAUGGACAUAUAUAUUUUUUGAAGAUUAAGUAAGGUUUUAAUUAUUCAACUUAAAAAGUAGAAAUGUAUUAUUAUAUGUUAUUUUUAAGAAAGGACACAUUAUGUUAGCAUCUAGGUAAGGGUGCAUGAUAGCAUUCUGUAUUUCUCUCAUAAAAUAGGAUUCGAAGAAUGAAAUUAAUUGUAUGAAGCAAUGUGAUUAUAUGAACAGACACAAAAAGACAAAUUAAACCUGAAAUUAUAUUUAAAAUAUAUUAUGAAAUACAUACUGAUAAUGCAUACCUCAUGAAAGAUUUUAUUUAUUGUGUUACAGAGCAGUUUCAUUUUUAUAUUAAUAUAUGAUCAGGAAUAGGAUUCAGUAACCUUUGGCCUCCAAAAGUACUGUCUCUAAUAGAGGACCAAUCCUAGAAAUUGUUUAAUAGUUCCUGCUUAGAAUAAAAGUAUCAAGUUUGCACACAAGUGGUCUGUCAGCUGAUAUUUGUAGCACCUUAACCAGUCACCACUUGCUAUAGUAUGGAAUUAUACUGAUGUUCCUUGAGGGAUUGUGAUAUGUCAGGCAUGGUUCUAAGUACCUUACUUGUAUUACCACAUUUAAUACUUAGAACAACCCCAUGAGAUAGGUAGUUAUCUUCAUUUUACAUAUGAGGAACCGAAGGAUAGGAAAGUUAUUUGUCAAAGGUCACACAGUUAAUAAGUGGCAGAGUGAACAUUCAAGUCCAGGUAGUCAUAUUCCAGAGGUCAUAGUUUUAACACUAAGUUACAGAGCUCCCACUGCAUCCCUAUGCAUUAUGUUCAUGAUGCCAAUCUAGAUGCUUGUAUAAAGGCACUGACAUUGUUUAGAGUGGAUUGUGUACACCAAAAAAUGUAUAAACAUAUAAUAAUAAUAAAUUAUUACUGCCUGUAGGGUAAUUCGUAGUUACUUACCCUAUUCUUGCUUGGAACAUGAUCCUGGAGACCCAUGGCAGUCCAGAUGCCUCUCUAUGCAAUGAAGUACCCUAGCAGUGCUAACAAAUCCCUGAGAUCACAGUCUUUCAAAAAUCUCUGUAGAGCUGGUCUUCUCCUUUUCUCUUCCUGAGAAGUUCUCCUGCCUGCAUAACCAUUCAUUAGGGAGCAGUUUACCAGCAUGAAGGAUAUUAGGGUAAGUGGCUAAUUAUAAAUCUACUCUAGAGACAUAUAAUCAUGCAGAUUAUUCAUAAAAUUUUUCAAUGCUAGCAUUCCACAUUUAAUUGCAUUUUGCUCAAACCAUAGAAUGCCCUACAUUCCCUCCACCAACAUUUGCUAUUUCCUUAUUAAAAUAGAAAAUUAUAAACAAGAUACAAUUAUAUGCAUUCCUCUUCCUGAACUUAUCUACAUAGGUACUAUUGAAUCCAGCUGCCAAAAAUAAAGACUUUAUUUAGUAGAGGCUACCCACCAGUGACUCUUUUCCUACUACUGCACUGUCAGUUUGGAAAUUCACUCAUGAUUCUCUUUUCUCCUCUUGGUGAAUUUUAUUAUCUUAUACUUUCUAACUGAGCUCUACAUUUUCUUUAUUUUAAAUAUAUCUCUCCCCACUUGGUAAUCACUUGUUAGUUCUUGGUGGGAAUUCAGUUGUGCAAUGAUAACUUUUAUAGGCAAAUACCUAAACAUUCUAUUAUAGUGAACUAAUGAAAAUAACAGCAUAUUUUCAAUAUUUUCUUGUUCCUCAAAUUCCAUUCUGUUAAGACUAUGCUAAACAGUUAAUGUGAAAAUGAAAUGAAAUAUUCCUAAAAGCUAGAUGACUAUUAAAGUAUAUAUUGUUGCAUGUAUCUAUUAAGUAGCCAAUGCUAUAAAUAAAAAUACCACUGUUACAGAUAAAUGAGGCCUUUAUAUAUGAAAAACAAACUUUUAUGAAAACGUACAAAAGAUGCAUCUGUUGUUUCAAAUGGCAUCAUCUUUUCAGUAGUAUAAAAAUUGAAUAAUUUUGAAGUUUUAGAGUAAGUCUUAUUUACAUUUCUAAAUGUUUAAAUGCUUUUCUAAAAAUGCAAAACUAUUAAUUGAUGUUUAGUUGCUUUAUUUUACUUCUAUGUGAUUAUUUUUCCUAAUUGUUAUUUUUUAUAAUCAUUAUUUUUCUGAAUCAUUCUUCUGGCCACAGAAGUAAGACUGAAUUUUGCUAUUGCUAAAUGUGAGAAAGUGAUGAUGAGAACUUUGAACAGUGGAGAUCUGCUACCUAGUCUGUGUUUUGAGAAGUGCCGCUUAGAAAAUUGUAAGAAUCUAGAAAAGAUACGCCGUCUUAAUCCUAUGCAAAAAAAUAAAAUAAAUAAUUUUUCCCUAUGAGGAAAAUAACCAUAAGCUGUAUCAUGCUACUUAGCUUUUAUGUAAAUAUUUCAUAUGUCUCCUCUAUUAAGAUUUAAAAUGAUAUUUAAAUGUGAAUAUAUUCGUGCUCACAUUAUUUUUCAAAACAUACAUGAAAUUUAGCCCAGAUUUGUCUACAUGUAAGCUUUUUAUUUAAAUUGUAAAAUAUUUAAAAGUAUGAAUAAAAUAUAUUUAUAGGUAUUUAUCAGAGAUGAUUAUUUUGUGCUACAUACAGGUCGGCUAAUGAGCUCUAAACUACCUGAUUAAUUUCUUAUAAAGCAGCAUAACUUUGGCUUGAUUAAGGAAUUUUACUUUCAAAAAUUAAUCUGAUAACCGUAACUUAAGGUAUAUCAUACUUUCAUUACAAUCAAAUUAUAGAAAUUAUGUAAAAGGGCUUCAAGAAUGUAUCCAAUUUUUUUGAUUAUUGAUCUCCUAUGUAAUAUGAUAAAAACUUAAUUCUUCUAAAUUACCACUUGCCAUUAAGCUAUUUCAUAAUAAAUUCUGUACAGUUUCCACCAAAAAAGAUUUAUUUAUGAAAUAAAGUUUCUAAUGUGAUACUUUAAAUAAAGUAUCAUAAAUGUAGUAAGUAAAUAUUUAUUUAGGAAUACCGUAAACACUGAACUAAUUAUACCUGUGUCAGUCUAUGAAACCCCUGUUUUGAAAUAAGUAAACAGCUUAAAAUGUGUUGAAAUUGUUUUGUAAAUCCAUGACUUAAAGCAGGAUACAUAUAGUAUAACAUACCUCACAGUGUUAAGAUUUAUAUUGUGAAAUGAGAUGCCCUGCCCUCAAUUGUUCAUCAUUCAGUAAAACAAAUUCUGAUAUACAUUCAGUACAAAUAAUUAGCUCUAAAUGAAACUGUAGUAAUUUCAGUGGAAACUCAAUCCGUUCUUACCUUUAAACAGUGAAUUUUAAACAGUGAAUACUAAAAAUGUUUUGUUCAGCCUAACAUACUGAGAUAUUUUUUAACUUUAUAAAUUAUUGAAUUUCCAUCAUCCAAAAUUAAGGCAGACUGUAUGGAUUCUUCCAGUGGCCAGACAAGCUAAAUUAAAUCACAGAACCAGAUGCCUUUGUAUGAUCUGCAAAUUGCCAACUUUAAGGAAAUAUUCUCUUGAAAUUGUCUUUAAAGGUCUUUUGCAGCUUUGCAGAUAUCCAGACUGAGCUGGAACUGGAAUUUGUCUUCCUAUUUACUUCUUUAAAAGCUGCUGCCCAUUACAUUCCUCAGCUGCCCUUGCAGUUAGGUGUCCAUGUGACUAGGUGUUGGCCAGUGAGAUGAAGUCUCCUUAAAGGAAGGCAGCAUGUGUCCUUUAUCAUCCCUUUAUCUUGCUGCUGGGAUUGUGGAUAUAACAGGAGCCCUGGCUGCUGUCCUCAGAGGAUCAAGGCCACACCGGAAGAGGAAGGCAGAUUAGAGACCAGAAAGACCUGACUACUUCCCUAUUUCCACUGCUUUUUCCUGCAUUUAAGCCAUUGUAAACUGGGUUUGUUAUAUGAAGUGAAAAUUAAUCCUGUCUGCCCUUCAGUUCUUUGUCCUGAUGCUGUUUAACACUGUUUGAAUUAACUAGACUGCAAUAAUUCUUACUUUUAUAAGCUUUCAAAGGAUAAUGUGCAAUUCACAUUAAAAUUGAUUUUUCCAUUGUUAA